Molecule: messenger RNA, 2284 nt
Organism: Cuscuta epithymum
Lineage: Eukaryota; Viridiplantae; Streptophyta; Magnoliopsida; Solanales; Convolvulaceae
Source: the annotation of a GenBank genome assembly
CACGGAUACAUGUAUGUGUUAAGUACCACAAUCUAGGAGAAAAUAGGGUUUGUGAAUUGGGUCUACGUAUACAUGUCUAGGAAAUAUAUAAUGGAAAUACGACACAUGUGGAUAUUAUAAUACACGAUUUCGUAUAUUAUUGUGUACACAUUUGGACUCAAGUCCAAAUUAUGUAUAGAAAACUUUUAUCGGGCAAUGAUUUAAUUUUCGUUAUGAAAAUUAUUUGCAUAAUUUUCGAGGGAAAACAUUCUGUCAAGGACUUGUUAGUAAUUCAAAAUUUAUAGAAAUAAUGGCAGGUAUAUUAGUACCAGCCUUUUCAUUUCCAUAAAUGUAUUAUAUUUUAACUUUCCCAAAAGUAUGACUCGUCAUCUUCCGCACAGACCUACGCAUCUAUUUUCUCUGCUCAGACUUUCCCUUCCGCCAAGCAGCCAUCGACGCAAGACAAGCUUCUCACCUCCCAGACUUAUCUCUCAAGCCAUUGCCACCGCUCUCCAACCACCACCGCUCCGGCCGAUUUGCUACUGUCGCUGCACCACUGUGUCUGCACCGCCGCCACACCUACGAAUUUGUCUGCCGCCGCCACACCUACGAAUUCGUCCGCCGCCGCCACAACUCGGACCCUUGUCUUCUUCUACUUCUUCGAUUUUCUUCUAUUUCAAACCGCCUUCGCCGCCUUCUCCUCGUAAAACUCGAUCAGAACAAAGAUCUAAAUCUCUGAGCUCCUGGAUUGCCGACUGCGGCCAGAUCCGCCGUCAUCUUCGAUGGAAGUUUAUCACAGGGUCACCGCGGUUGCUGGAUCCGUCGUCCUUGGUGCCGCCGGUGGCGGAUCUGCCGUCCUUGGUGCCGCCGGUGGCGGAUCUGCCGUCCUUGGUGCCGCCGGUGCUGGAUCUGCCGUCCUUGGUGCCGCCGGUGCUGGAUCUGCCGUCCUUGGUGCCGCCAGUGCCAGGUCUGUCAUCUCGGUAGCCGGCGGGAGUGGUCGCAGCGGGGGCGGAGGUGGUUCAUGGCAAGGUGGAGGUAAGGUCUUGGACAUCGAUUGUGCGUGGUGCGGUGAGGCUAGGGCGGGGUGGGUAUCAAUAAUACUAUAGCAAUAUUGUUCAACAAACAUGGGAAUAUAUAUGUAUUCAAAUAUUUUAGGAGAAAUAACAAUCAAGACAUGUCGACUUAUUAUAAUGCACUGUCUAAAUUAUACAUGGGUAUCAAUAAUACUAUAGCAAUAUUGUUCAACAAACAUGACAUAUAUUAAACAGUUUUUAUAUGUGAUAAAAGCGCAUUUGUAAACAUAUAUUUGAAUACAUAUAUAUUCCCAUGUUUGUUGAACAAUAUUGCUAUAGUAUUAUUGAUACCCAUGUAUAAUUUAGACAAUCACAUUCUCCUUCAUAAUCUAGAUUAAUAGUUCCAAUCUAUAUAUUGCACAUGACUAUAUCACAAUUCGGUUGAUAUUCAUGUUGUAUACAAGUAACUAUAAUAUGGAUCAAGUCACUAUACACAUAUAUUUAGAGAAAUAUGUACACAUGAUCACAUAGAUAAUACAUUUAGUAACUAUAUUAGGACAAUAAUUGUUACUCAGAAAUAUGAUUUGAAUUAAGUCCAAUAUAACAUGAUUUACAAAUGAUCUCUCAUAUGUAACACACUAGAUUGUAUAGGUAAUUAUGGAUAUAUGUAUAAUAGGUUGUCGUAUUUUAGGUAACACCAUGUGUUCCAAUAAGAUACAUUGUCUAGACGCCCAAUCAUAUUUGCACGUCUAGACAAUAUUAAUCAAUCAAAAUACAUAAAUUGUAUAAAACACGAAAUUAUAACCCAGUUUAACUAAAAUAAUAUAUUGUAUAAAUUUAAUCCAUAAUUUAUAUAGGAACCGACAUAGAUCAAUCUAAUACAUUCGUUGUGUAGGAACAUGUCUUGAGGAUUUUCUAUGUAUCAAAUUAUUUCCUAUAUAUCAACAUACGGAUUAUAAUUUCGUUGUCGUAUGCACAAUCUAGGCCAAUUAUAUCACGGAGAUUGGACUAGAUUGUGAUCUUAGACAAGUGUUCAUUACUCAUAAUCCACUAGAUUAUGUAUAAUAGACAGUGCAUUAUAAUAAGUCGACAUGUCUUGAUUGUUAUUUCUCCUAAAAUAUUUCCUAUACAUAAAAUAUAUAGGAUUUUUUCCUAUGUAUUACAAUUAUAUCAGUGCAUAAGACAUGUAUAGAACAUUGUGUUAGACGAGCCAUGUACUUUCCUAUAGGACAAUAUUCGUAUGAUACUAAAAUUUUGCAUUGAGUUCCUAUAUCAUAAAUACACAUUUCUCC